Phodopus roborovskii (desert hamster) is the source of this 456-nucleotide messenger RNA. It is a transcript of the gene Bola2b, whose product is annotated as bolA family member 2B. Gene Ontology annotation, biological process: intracellular iron ion homeostasis. Bases 156 to 416 code for a protein of 86 amino acids. Gene Ontology annotation, molecular function: 2 iron, 2 sulfur cluster binding. The transcript has 3 exons. Gene Ontology annotation, cellular component: cytosol; nucleus. Lineage: Eukaryota; Metazoa; Chordata; Mammalia; Rodentia; Cricetidae. The record is from RefSeq and is a predicted model, not a curated record.
CCAGGAGCCGGAAGUGCCGCCUUAGAGACCGCCCCAGGGAGGGCGGAAGUAAGCUGCGUGAAGGAAGUGGCUGCAGUGAGGGCGGAAGGUGGGGUGGCAGGACCCGAGGCGAGGUUCUGGGCACGCCGGCCUGUGGCCCUUGUCAGGGUCUGGCCAUGGAACUCAGCGCCGACUACCUCCGCGAGAAGCUGCGGCGGGACCUGGAGGCAGAGCAUGUGGAGGUGGAAGACACGACUCACAACCGUUGCGCGACCAGCUUCCGAGUCCUGGUGGUGUCGGCUAAAUUCGAGGGAAAGCCACUGCUCCAGAGACACCGGCUGGUGAAUGAGUGCUUAGCUGAAGAGCUCCCGCACAUCCAUGCCUUUGAGCAGAAAACUCUGACCCCAGAGCAGUGGACCCGAGAGCGGCGGAAAUGAGGGACCCCCGGCCUGAACAGCCAUUAAAUUUUAAAUCAGG